Molecule: messenger RNA, 1371 nt
Organism: Colletotrichum higginsianum IMI 349063
Lineage: Eukaryota; Fungi; Ascomycota; Sordariomycetes; Glomerellales; Glomerellaceae
Product: Hexaprenyl pyrophosphate synthase
Exons: 2
Coding region: 1-1371 (456 amino acids)
Biological process (GO): isoprenoid biosynthetic process; ubiquinone biosynthetic process
Cellular component (GO): transferase complex
Molecular function (GO): prenyltransferase activity
Source: RefSeq, a predicted model, not a curated record
AUGCAGCUCCGUUCGGGAGCAGCGGCAGUGCUGCGCAGCACCUCGUCGAUAACGUCACGAUCCCUCCUCUCUUCGACUGCCUCACGAUGCGCGCAAUGUCGGCGAAUCGCCCCCCUCGAAGUCCGGUUACCUCUGACCAGCGCGCUGUAUCAUUCCUCAUCAAGGCGAUCCUCUGCUUGGGGUGCUGCCGUGUCCGUCGCAUCCAACAUGGCCGCUAACGCAGUCAACCGCGUUAUCCCCAAGGGUGACAUGCACAUCGAUCCGCUGCGGACGGUGGCUAAGGAGAUGAAGUUUUUGACGGGCAACAUUCGGAAGCUUCUGGGUUCCGGCCAUCCUUCGCUGGACCGGGUUGCCAAGUACUACACACAGGCCGAGGGCAAGCACAUGCGGCCCCUUAUCGUCCUGCUCAUGUCGAGAGCCACCGCGCUGUGCCCCAAGGGUCCUCGACUGCACUCGGGCCAGGCCAUUGGCGGCGUUGACACGGCGAUAUCCCCUCCCAACAUCCUCGUCGACGUCAACCCGAGCUCGCCCCUCACGAGUGCUGCGCCCGAGCCAGCCGAGGUCGACUCUGACAUCCUCCCUUCCCAACGACGCCUCGCCGAGAUCACCGAGCUGAUCCACACGGCAUCGCUUCUUCACGACGAUGUCAUUGACCACUCCGUAUCGCGCCGCGGAUCUCCAUCGGCGAACCUCGAGUUCGGCAACAAGAUGGCCGUCCUGGCCGGCGACUUUCUCUUGGGCCGCGCAUCCGUUGCCCUGGCUCGUUUGCGCAACUCCGAGGUCAUUGAGCUUCUCGCCACGGUCAUCGCCAACCUUGUCGAGGGCGAGUUCAUGCAGCUCAAGAACACCGAGCAGGAUGAGCGAAGGCCUGUGUGGUCGGAGGAGACGCUGACCUACUAUCUCCAAAAGACGUACCUGAAGACGGCCAGCUUGAUCUCCAAGUCGUGCCGGGCCUCGGCAAUCCUCGGUGGGUCCGAUGCCGCUUCGGUCGAGGCGGCUUACGCCUACGGUAAGAACCUGGGUCUCGCAUUCCAGCUUGUCGACGACAUGCUCGACUACACAAGGAGCGAGAAGGAGCUGGGCAAGCCAGCCGGAGCCGACCUGGAGCUGGGUCUCGCAACGGCCCCGCUACUGUUUGCGUGGAAGACAAUGCCGGAGUUGGGUGCGCUCGUUGGCCGGAAGUUUGAGCAGGAGGGCGACGUGGCAAGGGCACGCGAGCUGGUCCUCCAGAGCGACGGCAUCGAGCAGACAAGGGCACUGGCCCAGGAUUACUCGGAGCGGGCCAUCGCAGCCAUCAGCGAGUUCCCCGACAGCGAGGCCAAGGACGGGCUUGUUGAAAUGGCCGUCAAGGCGUUGAAGAGGACGAAGUAA